CAUCGACAAUCCGACAACUUGAGCCCCAUCCUCUUUCACGACACCCUCAAGGACCCCGGCACAAUGGCUGUUCGCAACACUCAGGUCGCUUCUUCCCGCUCCAAGAGCAGAAAGGCUCACUUCAGCGCUCCCUCCUCCGAGCGCCGCGUGAUCCUCAGCGCCAGCCUGAACAAGGAGCUCCGCGAGAAGUACGGUGUCCGCUCCAUCCCCGUCCGCAAGGGUGACGAGGUCCAGAUCGUCCGUGGCUCCAACAAGGGCCGCGACGGCAAGAUCACCAGCGUCUACCGUCUCAAGUGGUGCAUCCACGUCGAGCGUGUCGUCCGCGAGAAGUCCAACGGCCAGAGCGUCCCUCUCCCCAUCCACCCCUCCAACGUCGUCAUCACCAAGCUCCACCUCGACAAGGACCGUGAGGAGAUCCUCGCCCGCAAGGCCAAGGGUCGUGAGGCCGUCAAGUCCGCUUAAACGAUAAGCGGUAUUUGCUUGCUGUUGGAAGAGCGUCAGUGGGGUUCCGGGUUGCAUAUCCUUUUUGCAAAAAUGGCAGGAGUUUUUUUAAUUCCAUAAAAACGGCGCGGGUUUCACGAAGGUGUCCCCCUACCUUCCCCGCUGAUCCAGCCAUCUAUCUU
Molecule: messenger RNA, 623 nt
Organism: Aspergillus homomorphus CBS 101889
Lineage: Eukaryota; Fungi; Ascomycota; Eurotiomycetes; Eurotiales; Aspergillaceae
Product: 60S ribosomal protein uL24
Exons: 4
Coding region: 64-462 (132 amino acids)
Biological process (GO): ribosomal large subunit biogenesis; cytoplasmic translation
Cellular component (GO): ribosome; cytosolic large ribosomal subunit
Molecular function (GO): structural constituent of ribosome; RNA binding
Source: RefSeq, a predicted model, not a curated record